AUGGUAGGAGCUGCAGUCGUCGUGCAUAAUCCUGAUGGGACUAAGGACACCACAAAAUUUAAACUCCACUCCGCCUGCACCGUCUUUCAGGCGGAACUGUUGGCAAUUUCUAAAGCCGUAGAAUGGAUCGCAAAUAAUAACAUCUAUACGGCCACUAUAUUUACAGAUAGCAAAUCAGGGCUCGAAGAGAUUGCGAAUCCCAACACCAGAAACCCGCAAGUGGUUUCGAUACACCAUACAAUCAAUAGAAUUCGUGAGGAAUGCAAGGAAACAAAUUUUGUGUGGGUGAAAGCGCAUGCAGAAAUAGAAGGCAAUGAGGAGGCCGAUGUUGCUGCCAAAAGCGCUGCUCAUCUACAUAAAAUACUGGAUUAUGACAGGUUCCCCAUCAGUUAUGAGAAGUACAUAAAUAGUCAGCGCAGCAAUGUAGAAACAGAAAAAUUAUAUACUGAAAUAGAUAACUCAAAAUACAUCAAAAUACUAAUACCCACAUAUGAACUGCUCACACAAGUAACUGAUAAAUUCAAACCGGACUUUGAAAUAACGCAAUAUUUGACAAAUCACGGCUAUCACCGCGAAUAUCUACAUCGUUUUUGCAUAACUGACGGGGAUGCGUGCCAAUAA
Messenger RNA from Galleria mellonella (greater wax moth), 621 nucleotides. RefSeq lists its product as uncharacterized. The transcript has a single exon. The record is from RefSeq and is a predicted model, not a curated record. Lineage: Eukaryota; Metazoa; Arthropoda; Insecta; Lepidoptera; Pyralidae. Gene Ontology annotation, molecular function: nucleic acid binding; RNA-DNA hybrid ribonuclease activity. Gene Ontology annotation, biological process: DNA replication, removal of RNA primer. The coding region runs from base 1 to 621 and encodes 206 amino acids.